Molecule: messenger RNA, 1185 nt
Organism: Acytostelium subglobosum LB1
Lineage: Eukaryota; Evosea; Eumycetozoa; Acytosteliales; Acytosteliaceae
Exons: 1
Coding region: 1-1185 (394 amino acids)
Cellular component (GO): catalytic step 2 spliceosome
Source: RefSeq, a predicted model, not a curated record
AUGGCAACACCAUCAAUCAAUCAAUCAUUCGAUACUCCAUCAUCAACAUCAACAUCAUCCUCAACAUUUGAUACACCAUCAUCAAACAUCAACACGAUCCCAACAACGAAGUCCAUCAAGAAACAACAACAACAAGAUGAUGAUAUAACGAAUGGAGUUAGAUUGGAUCAGUUCGUGGCCAACUAUACAAGUGAGGAUGAUCAUAGUUUUAAUGAGAUACAGGUUAAACAGAUGCAAGAACAUCAGAGGAAACAUAAGUGGAUGGAGGAUAGAACUCAGAGAUUGAAUAAUACAUUGAUGUUGGAGAAUGGAGGAUCCGAAGGAAAGAGUGGACCAGACACAUGGAAACAUACUGUGAUCAAUAAGUUGAUGUAUUAUCCACAGGGUCAGUCAGUGUCCGAGCCCAGUCCAGGCAUAUCAAUGCCGCCCAAAGAGAUAGUACGCGAGAAUACAAGGAUAUCAAUCGAUCUCUCAUCAUCAUCGUCAACAAUCAAGGAGUCGAACGAGAUACCAUUCAAUCAAUUAUCAAUCCCUGAACAACUGGCUCUUAUACAAAGAUUGGAACGUGAGGGCAAGUCAAUCGAUCAAUAUAUAUCGUCGAUGGGCUUCGUGUCCACGCCCCAGGCAACACCAAUGAGCAGUCUUGGAGACGAAUCCCCAAUGAUGACUUGGGGCCGCAUCGAUGGAACACCAUUGUUGCUGCCAGAGAAUCCAAUCUCCACGCCAUUGGACAUCAGUGGGUCCGCCCGCGGAUCAUUCAAGAUACCACAGACGCCAGCAAGGGAGAGGCUGGCAUAUCAGAUGGCCGACAAGGCCAACAACAAUUCGAAAAAGGUUCCCAAGAAGCCUGUGCCAUCGCCGCUGCGACAAGGACUGGCGACGUCCAAAGGUGCGCUCGAGUCAUUGUCACCUGCCGCACAAAAGUUGAUAUCAAUGCGAACACCAAAUCGAGGCGGACAAUCACCUCUCUUGGCCAAGGACCAACAACUACGUCAAAGCUACCGCACACCAACAACACCAACAUCCAAGACCAACAACAUAACCGGAACACCCAAGCCUAAGGGAGUAGUGACGCCACUGCUCAAGACAACACCCUCAGCGCCAUCCCUGUCGACUCCCAGUCGUCCAACCCCAGCUGCUGCAGCCACAGGAUCAAUCACCGACAACCUACUAAACUUUGGAUGA